GCAUUCUCUUCUCUGCUCUGCAAAUUCCAGCUUGUACUUAAAUACUUCCUGCGAAGUUUUGACUGAGACGCUGCAACAAUUCCCGAGCUGUUUCAUCGUGGCACCUUCCUGGUGGCAGGUGGAUUAGCACAUUGUCUGCAACCCAGGAGGACUUGGAGGAAAGUCCCAGCUCUGCUGAUUCUAGCUGAGUAACCUUGGCAAAGGUCACCUCACUUCUCUCUGAGUCUUAUUUUCUCAUCUGUAAAAUGAGGAGGAGGAGGAGGAUCAUCCAAACAUCACGGGACUUCGUUAAAUCAGUGCUUCGGGGCACUUAGCACAGCGCCUGGCGCAAGGUUCUUUGUGAACUUCCCCUCGGCCAAGCAGUACUUCAGCCAGUUCAAGCACAUGGAGGAUCCCCUGGAGAUGGAGCGGAGCCCCCAGCUGCGGAAGCACGCCUGCCGAGUCAUGGGGGCCCUCAACACUGUCGUGGAGAACCUGCAUGACCCCGACAAGGUGUCCUCUGUGCUCGCCCUUGUGGGGAAAGCCCACGCCCUCAAGCACAAGGUGGAACCGGUGUACUUCAAGAUCCUCUCUGGGGUCAUUCUGGAGGUGGUCGCCGAGGAAUUUGCCAGUGACUUCCCACCUGAGACGCAGAGAGCCUGGGCCAAGCUGCGUGGCCUCAUCUACAGCCACGUGACCGCUGCCUACAAGGAAGUGGGCUGGGUGCAGCAGGUCCCCAACGCCACCACGCACAGCUCCUGGAGGAGGUCCCCUGAGGGCAGCUGGGGACGCCAGGCCUCCUGCCCUUCCUGCUGCUGACCACACUGGCCCCGGGCUGGCUCCUGCUCCCCUCCCCCCUCUCCCGUCAGCACCACCCCAAGAGAGUGGAGUCCUCGGGAACUGCUGGCUGGAGCCAAGCCAACUCCAGAUGUGCACAGCUGGGCCCUGGCCUGCCUGAGACCUGGGAGUCAAUGGGAAACAAGCAGAUGUUGGCCCACCAGAGGAGGGCACUGGCAGGGCGUGGAGAGCAGUGGUUGCCCCCUCACCCCCCACCAGCUGUCACCCAGAGGGUCCAGGGAAAAGACAGGGGAAGAGGAGGGGAGGGGGCUUGCCUGCCCUCCCACCCCUCUCCCCACGCAGGCUCUGCUGCCAAAGAUGAGUUUGUUUACAGCCAGGACACAAGACUUCCUGCUUCCAGAGAAAAGGGCUUUUUUACAAGGGCCAAGAGAGACUGGAAAGAGAGCUGGCUGGGCGCGAGCCCCAGUGAAUCAGAAACACAUGGCCCAAGUUCCCCAGCACGCUGCCCGUCCUGCCCUCCCCACCCUGCCCUAGGGACUAAGAUCUCUCCAAACCCCAAACAUUUUGAAACGGCCGAAGUCUCCUCCUCCGCCCACUUCUGCUCCUUGUGGACUGAAUGGAGAUGGGCUACCGUGGAAACUGGCACCCCAUGGGGGUUACUCCCAGCUGUCAAGUGGUGGGGUGGUCCCCUCAUCCCUUUACACCCUCUAGCCCACCCCUAGUGUCCCUGGCCUGAGCCUGCAGAGCCUCCCUGCUGCCAGGGUCCCCAUGGGCUCGAGGGUAGGAUGGAGUUACAGAGUAGAGUCCUAGAAGGCCCUCGCCCAACUUCUCUUAUCAGGGAAGCAGGGGUGGGCCAGGCGCCACUGUUUAUUGAGCCGUCUCUGCUCCAGGGUGUGCGCCUUUGCGUGGGUGGGGGGUGGGGGGGGGGCGCAAUGACUGCAGGGGGCGCUGUGUGUACCGAGAAUACGAGAAUACAGAUGGGUGGCCCGAGGAGGGACGAGACAGGCCGGACAGAAUGCGCCACGUUUCAGAAUUAAUGGAAAAAGAGCUCACAUUGGUAUCGUGCUUUGCAGUUUGUGAAACACUUUUUUACCCAGUUUAUGUCACAAGACAGACAUUAUUCACAUUUUAGAGAAAAAGAUCCGGAGCUCCCAUGGGCCAGUAGACUUGCCUGAGAUCACACAGCACGUUCGUAGCAGGACGGAGACUAGAACUUGGGUCUCACGGUUGCUUUCAACUGCACUGUGCCGGAUCUCUUGGCAGGAAGUGAGCCUCGCCAGCCCCAGGUCCUCCCCCUUUCCCCCGAGGGUCCUUCCCUGCCUCUGGUAACGUUUGUCCUUCCCUUCCUAUCUCGU
Homo sapiens (human) is the source of this 2132-nucleotide messenger RNA. RefSeq names its product cytoglobin (gene CYGB). Gene Ontology annotation, molecular function: iron ion binding; fatty acid peroxidase activity; heme binding. Bases 385 to 798 code for a protein of 137 amino acids. Gene Ontology annotation, biological process: response to hypoxia; negative regulation of fibroblast migration; oxygen transport. The record is from RefSeq and is a predicted model, not a curated record. Gene Ontology annotation, cellular component: nucleus; cytoplasm. NCBI's taxonomy places the organism in Eukaryota, Metazoa, Chordata, Mammalia, Primates, Hominidae. The transcript has 4 exons.